Molecule: messenger RNA, 2134 nt
Organism: Equus caballus (horse)
Lineage: Eukaryota; Metazoa; Chordata; Mammalia; Perissodactyla; Equidae
Gene: TMEM82
Product: transmembrane protein 82
Source: RefSeq, a predicted model, not a curated record
GCUCAGCGACAAUCUUUGUCAAGCAAAAAGAGGAAGAUUGGGAAUAGAUGUUAGCUCAGGGCCAAUCUUCCUCAACAACAAAAAAAAGAAAGAAAAAGAAAAGUAGACUCCAGACUUGAGCAGGGCCAGAGACUAGAGACCAGCCUCAGAGAUGCCCCUUCAUCCCAUGCUGCCCAAACAAGAAACACCUGGGCAACCGGCAAUGGCUGGCUCCCAGUGCCCCUUAACCCUGCAGCCGGAAGGUUUAAGGCCCUGGGCUCUCCUCCCCUCUCCACGCCUCCCUCCCCUGGGCUUUUGACCCCUCCCGGCCCCUCCCCUUGCCUCCACUGACACCUUUGCCCCGGUGACGGUGACGUUGGUCCCUCCGGUGCAGACCUGGCCGGAGGCUGGGACUGGAUGCCGGCGGCCAUGUUCUCCCUGCCGUCCCUCUCCUCCUGGCUCCCCGGCCUCCCCUCCCUGGCGUGGGGCUCCAGCCUCCUCGACUCCCUCCUGCAAGGCCUCAUCGGGGCCUGCGGAGUCUCAGUCCUCAACAGCCUCCUGAGGGUCUACUUCUUCGUGGGCUGCGCCAACAACCCGGAGCGGCAGCCCGAAAAGGAGCGGCUGCGGGCCCAGUGGGCCUCGCUGGAGACCCUGCACCUGGCAGGGCUGGCCCUGGUCCUGACCAUCGUGGGCACCCGGGUGGCUGCCCUGGUGGUGCUUGAGUUCUCCCUCCGGGCUGUCUCCACGCUGCUCUCCCUGGACAAGGGCUCCCAGGUCCCUGAGAGGCUGCAGCUGUACCUGCUGUGUCAGUACUCACUGGGCUGCGGCCUGACCUGCGGCCUGAGCUUCCUGCAGGAGGGCGCCCCUCACCGCACUCUGAACCUGCUGCUGGGCCUCGGGCUGGCCGCCCUGCUCUGCACGGGCGCCCGGCGCCUCCACAGCCACACCUGCCGCCUCUACGAGCUGCACAGCAGCCAGCACUACUGUGGGGUCUGCCUGGGACUGCUGGCCGGUGCUCACGGCCUCCCCCGGCUGCUGGGCCGAGCCCUGGCCGUGGCCUUUGUUGUGGGCAAUCUGGCGGCCGUGGCCCUCAUCAACAGGGACUUCCUGACCACCUCGGAGGCCGUGCGCUUCUGGACACCACUCACCAUCUGCUACACCCUGCUGGUCAUCCACAUGCAGGAGGAGCAGCGGCAGCGCCCCGGCCUGCAGGGCCAGGUCCAGACGGUGCUGGUGCGCAUGGGUGGCCUCUUCGUGCUGCUGCUGACUGUGGGCUGCUGGCUGGACCUCCUGGGCAUCCUCGUCUCCCUGCUGGGCGAGCUCUGGUGCCUGGUGGCCGUCCGCAACCUGCUUGACAUUUGCCAGAUACAGGUUGGCAUCUGGGGGCCACCCAGCUGGCUGCCCUGGCUCGAGGUCUCUCACAGGCCACCGUGGAGGCAUGGGCUGAGGCUGCGGUCUCAUCUUAAGGCUUGGCCAGGGGACAGUCCACUUCCAAGCUCACUCACGUGUCUGUUGGCAGGAUUCAGUUUCCCGUGGGCCGUUGGACGGAGGGCCUCAGGUCCUCUCUGGCUGUUGGCCGGGGCCUCCCUCAGUCCUUGGCCUCUCCAGAGGGGCGCUCACAGCAUGGCAGCUGGCCUCCCUCAGGGCAAGUGACAAGAGAGAGAAGACAGGACAGAAGUCACAGUCUUGUAACCCGAUGUUAAAAGCAACAUCCCACUGUUUUUGCUGCAUUCUAUUGGUUAGAAGCAAGUCUCUGGGUCUAACCCACCCCAGAGAGGAAGGGAUGACACAAGGGCAUGGCAAAAGGCAGGGAUCCCUGGAGGCCACUUGAGAAGCUGCCUUCCAGAGAGGGCUUCUUUGAGUCCAUCCUUCUGAAUGGACUGAGGAGCAAGCCAAGCAAAAAGCUGAGGGGAGAACAUCCCGGGCUGAGAGGACAGCACGGGCAAAGGCCCUGAGGUGGGAAGAAGCAGGGGAUACUUUAGGAACAGAAGGAAAUUCAGCAUGGCUGGAGCAUCACAGAGAGGAUGGAGAGGCAGGAAUGCGGUCAUGGAGGCGGCAGGGCCUCAGGGUCACGGCGAGGGUUGGGAUGUCAUUUCCCUGUGUUGGGCAGCAAGCGGGCAGUCUGCACAAGGAGGUGACAUGAUCUGACUUACAU